ACUAUUUGAUUUUAAUAUUUAAAAAAUUGUUUGAUCAAAUUUUAUUUUUAUUUUUAUUCUACAUAUUAUUUAUAUUUUUGACAUCUUUUCCCAGUAUUUAUCCUUCUUCCUUUAAUCCCCUUAAAAAUUAAAAAAUGAUAAAAAGCGUUAGAUAAUUAUUAGAAAUUCGAAAAUUACGGGGUAGUUCUUCUAAAAUAAAAAUAUUUUCGAGGUGGAUCGGAACAGUCAGAGGUGUCGGAAAUCGGAAGAGCCGGAAAUCGGAACUGGCUCAAAAGUCGGAACUCGGAAAUCGGAAAUCAGAAUUUUUUUCGGAAAUCGGAAGUUCUUGCCUAAAUUUUUUACUCGUAUUAAUAUUGGACAUCUCUAAAGCUUUAGGUUCGAUUCGAUAUCCGAAAACCUUCCCCUCCGUUUUGGACCUCCAAAUAAUUUUUUAGAACAGACACUACCUCUUUUAAUGGUUAGCCAAAUAAAUAUUUAAAGAUUGGAGCUGUUUCGAAAUAGAAAAAAUCUUGGAAAAUUGGAAUUAAAAAUCGAAAUUUCGUCAAUUCUAAACCAAAAUUAUUUUCUAAAUUUUUUCUCGAAUUUUUCAGAUUUUUUAAAAUUAUUAAAACUCAUUUUUCUCUACAAAAAAAUUAUUUUUUCCCCGUUACUAAUAUUUUAAAAAUAAAUUUCCCUCCCCUACAUUUUUUAUUAUUUAUUUUUAACAUUUUUUGACGAUUAAAUAUUACACGUUUUUUAAAGUUAUGUGUAUAAUAAUAGAAGAUUUACACAGUUUUUAAUACCCCAAAAAAUGUAAAAAAAUUUUACAUAAUUAUUACAGAUAUCUAUUUUUAUUAUUUUUACUCUUGACAGAAUUUAGUAACAAUUUUUUGGAAUAAAAAUUGUCGUAUAAAAUACUUUUGAUAAUUUGUAUCAAAAAAUAUUUCAGUGAUUUUUAUUAGUCUAAUAUUUUUAUUGAACCACAUACUAUACAGAGGUGGGUCGGGAUUCCGAUUUCCUACGUUUUUUCCUUCCGAUUUCCGAGUUCCGACUUAUGAGCCAGUUCCGAUGUACGUCUCUUCCGAUUUCCGACCAACCUCUGUUACUAUACUUAGUUACCUAACUUAUAUUUUGAAUGUAAUAUGAAUGUUUUAAUAAAUCCACCAUUAAAUCAACUAAGUUUCUUGAGCCUCCUCCAUUCAUUUCCCAAUCCUUAAUUGACGCUCCAAAGGAACCUAGAUCGGAACCUAGACAGGGAAGGUCAGCCCUUUGACAAAUGAGCCUCCCUCACCACCGAAGGUAUCUAGAUCUGAAUCCUAGACAGGGAAUGUCAGAACACUUAACUAAACAUUUGUUUGAUGUUAUCGGAAAAAUACAAAAAAUCGACAAGAUGUCGAAACAAGCUGGGUUCUGAUUUUCAAUAAAAAUCCUUGUAAACCUUUAGAUUCUUUUAAAAUUAGUCCCGAAAGCUCGUCUCCUUCGGGGUGAAAUGCGCAGACGUAGCUGUUAUUUGGAAGACUUGCUAACAAGCUUUAAAAAAACUUUUUUAAAUUCGCUGAAAAUUAUUUUUUCAUUUUUUAACUAAAAAAUUAUUUUUAGCUUUUCAGUUAUAAAAUAAUAUUAAUUAAAAAAUGUCUUCAAACGGCAGCUUUAACAACAACAAAGUUUCCCCCGCAGAAAAAAAUAAUUGUUCUAUAAUAAAAUUGAAUUAUAAUGAUAAUUCAUUUAAAUCCUCCCCUUUUCCAAUUGAUAACAUUCCCCCACCUUUAUAUAACGAAUUUGAGGGGGAUAAUGAAGGAAAUAAAAAUAAUAAAAAGGAGAAAAAUACACAAUUAAAUAUAGACGAGAAAGGAAGAUUGUAUAGACAGAAGGGGCUCUCAUUUAAAAUCACCCUUCUCAAUUUUUUGAAAACACUGGUUGGAGCAGGAUUUCUUUCACUUCCGUUAGCUUUUCGAAAUGCUGGAUUAUGGAGCGGCCUUAUAAUGACUGUUGUUUUUGCCUUCUUAAAUUGUUUGUGUAUGAUGCAGUUGGUUAAGUGUGCUCAAUAUUUUUAUCGACAGUCAGGCAUCCCCUUCCUAAGCUACGGGGAUCUUGCUCGUCACUCUUGUUCAACAAGCUUUAGUUGGAUACGUCCAUAUAAGAAUUUUGCAAAGUAG
Meloidogyne enterolobii is the source of this 2135-nucleotide messenger RNA. Lineage: Eukaryota; Metazoa; Nematoda; Chromadorea; Rhabditida; Meloidogynidae. The record is from the annotation of a GenBank genome assembly.